ACAUGAAUCCACCAACUCUCUUCUUCCCCUGACAAAAAAUAAAAAAUAUCUCAAAUCAAUCAUGUCGUCUUCUUCGUUUUCGGGUUUUUAAUUUACGACACUUUCUAUCUUUGUCUUAAAAGGAUUAGAUCUAUUACACGAUCAUGAGUCACGACGACAGUACAUAAGGUACAAACAAGAGAUUUCUAUCAAGAAAGAUGGUUGCGUUGAAAGAGAAGAAGUUUCUGACCGUUGCACCUUUCGAGUGUGCUUGGAGUGAUGAUCUCAAGUUCCGGGAAGCGGGAAGAGGCUGCGUUGCGUUUGAUGCGUUUGCUCACAACGAUGUCACGGUGGUGUUCAGAGAGAAUGUCGGGAGUCAACAUUACCAUUAUAAGAAAGACAACAGUCCUCAUUACAUUGUGAUCAUUGGUAGUAACAGGAACCGGAGGCUGAAGAUUCAGGUUGAUGGAAAAUCUGUGGUAGAUGAGGAAGCUUCUGAUCUCUGUUGUUCUUUGGAGUUCGAGAGCUACUGGAUUAGUAUCUAUGAUGGGUUGAUUAGCAUCGGGAAAGGUCGGUAUCCUUUUCAGAACCUGGUCUUUCAGUGGCAAGACUCCAAGCCUAACUGUAGUGUCCAGUAUGUUGGUCUCAGCAGCUGGGAUAAACAUGUUGGAUACAGAAACGUGAGUGUGUUUCCCGUGACUCACAAUCAUAUCUCGCUGUGGAAGCAAGUGGAUUGCCGUGAAGUUAAAGGAGAAGAGCCUGAUGAUGAGAAGUUUGUGGAGGAAGGGACCGGUUUUGGUUAUGAACACUGGGGGCUCGGUGAUUUUCUGGAGAGCUGGGAAUUAUCUGACAUUGUCUUUCUUGUUGGUGAAGAGGGACUUGAUGUCCCUGCUCAUAAGAUUAUCUUACAAGCAUCUGGUAGUUUUCCUUUGAGCUCAUCAAAUGGGGAUGUCAUUCAACUUCGUGGAGUAUCGUAUCCGAUUCUUCAUGCACUUCUUCAAUAUAUUUAUACGGGACGAACUCAGAUAUUGGAAUCAGAACUUGCUCCAUUGCGGGAUUUAAGUUCUAAUUUUGAUGUGAUGCCAUUGGUGAGACAGUGUGAAGAAAAUAUAGACCGCUUAAAACUUAGCAACAGAGCAUUUGACCCCUGCAAAAAAGUCAAACUCUCGUGUCCGAUUUCUCACCCUCUAUCUGGUUUUAUGUUUCCCACUGCUUUCCCUGCUGAUGUGGGGAAGCUGAAAAUGUUGUACUCAACAGGCGAGCAUAGUGACAUAAAAAUAUAUCUCAGUGACCAUGGUCUCACUUUCCAGUCUCACAAAGUCAUUCUAAGUCUUUGGAGUGUCGCAUUUGCAAAGAUGUUUACAAAUGGGAUGAGCGAAAGCCAUUCGUCAACGAUUUACUUAACCGAUGUAUCACCAGAAGCAUUCAAGGCUAUGAUUAAUUUCAUGUAUAGCGGAGAGUUGAACAUGGAAGACACGGUGGAUUUUGGUACCGAUUUGAUCCAUCUUCUCUUUCUAGCUGACCGGUUUGGAGUUGUUCCUCUUCAUCAAGAAUGCUGCAAAAUGCUCCUGGAGUGCCUCUCAGAGGAUUCAGUGUGCUCAGUUCUCCAAGUGGUCUCGUCCAUCUCAUCAUGUAAACUUAUUGAGGAGAUGUGCAAGAGGAAGUUCUCCAUGCACUUCGACUAUUGUACCACUGCCAGUUUGGACUUUGUCUUGUUAGAUCAGACCACUUUCAGUGAUAUUCUUGAGUCUGCAGAUCUGACAGUGACAUCUGAGGAAAAGAUUCUUGAUGCUGUUCUCAUGUGGUGCAUGAAAGCUGAAGAGUCGCUCGGUUGGGAGCUUAUAGAUGAGCUAAUGAACUACUCAAAUCCAGAAAUUUUGUUCAAAGAAAGGCUUCAGUCACUUGAUGAUCUGUUGCCUCAUGUACGCUUCUCUUUGUUGCCAUACGAGUUGCUUAAGAGGUUAGAAAACAGCAACCUUAGCAGACAAAUCCCAAUAUUCAAUCGUCUUGUGAAGGAGGCCGCUAGCUUUCUGGCUUCCAGAUUGACAUGCCCAGGAAAUGAACCGAUGUGCCAACACCGGAGAUCGAGUUUCAAGGAGCUUCAAUACAUACGGGACGGCGAUAGCAAUGGAGUGCUGCACUUUGUUGGUACAUCUUAUGGAAGUCAUCAAUGGGUCAACCCCGUUCUCGCAAAGAAAAUUAACAUUACAUCCAGCAGUCCCACUUCCAGAUUCACUGAUCCAAAGGCUUUAGCUUCGAAAACCUAUGUGGGUACUUCCUUUGCAGGGCCUAGAAAGGAAGAUGGCCAUAUAUCAUCUUGGUGGAUGGUGGACUUAGGCGAAGAUCAUCAGCUUAUGUGCAACUACUACACCUUCAGACAAGACGGGUCAAGAGCAUUCACAAGGUCCUGGAAGUUUCAGGGAUCAAUGGAUGGGAAAACAUGGACUGACUUGAGAGUCCAUGAGGAUGACCAAACAAUGUGCAAGGCCGGUCAGUUUGCAUCGUGGCCAAUAACAGCAGCAAAUGCAUUACUUCCCUUUAGGUUUUUCAGGCUGUUUCUGACCGGUCCAACCACAGACACAUCAACUCCUUGGAACUUUUGCAUUUGCUACUUGGAACUCUACGGUUACUUCCGUUGAAACCACUCUCUGCUAUGAACUGGCCUUUUGACUGUCUCUAGUUCACACGUGUGUGUUUUUUGUCCCUUUUUUUUGUUUCUUUCUUUUUCCCGUUUGUCUUAUUCGACUGUUAUCUUUGAAUAUGAAAAAAAAAACACUGUUCACAGAAGAUCUCAAUGGUUUUAAUUAGAAAGUGUUUAAUUUCUCAAGUUUA
Molecule: messenger RNA, 2811 nt
Organism: Eutrema salsugineum
Lineage: Eukaryota; Viridiplantae; Streptophyta; Magnoliopsida; Brassicales; Brassicaceae
Product: BTB/POZ domain-containing protein At2g30600
Exons: 13
Coding region: 198-2618 (806 amino acids)
Molecular function (GO): protein binding
Source: RefSeq, a predicted model, not a curated record